Messenger RNA from Pipistrellus kuhlii (Kuhl's pipistrelle), 5645 nucleotides. RefSeq names its product ubiquitin specific peptidase 36 (gene USP36). Bases 536 to 3778 code for a protein of 1080 amino acids. The record is from RefSeq and is a predicted model, not a curated record. Gene Ontology annotation, biological process: protein deubiquitination; regulation of apoptotic process. Gene Ontology annotation, molecular function: cysteine-type deubiquitinase activity; cysteine-type endopeptidase activity. The transcript is spliced from 21 exons. NCBI's taxonomy places the organism in Eukaryota, Metazoa, Chordata, Mammalia, Chiroptera, Vespertilionidae. Gene Ontology annotation, cellular component: nucleus; cytosol.
CAAGGCUGCGGUCCGGCCGGGGCGGGGAAGGCCUCCGCCGGGCCUGCUGCGCGGGAAGCUGCGGCCGGACCGGGCGCGCCCGGGGGCCCUGCGGGGAGACGUGGGCGGGUGUCCGUGAUGGGUGCGGGUCCACCGGGAGGCCCGGGCUGCGUGGAAGGAGAGGGGCUCGGGGGCCCGCGGGGAGGCCCUGGCUUCAGGGUGCUGCCCCCGCGGACCCGACCGGAGGCGGAGCGGCGAGCGGCCCCGGGAGCCGGGCGGGAGGAGCGGCCUGUCCGCGCCGUCGCCGCCGGAGCCUCCUUCCCCGGGGCUGGCCCGGCCCUGGACGCUGUCAGGCCGGGAGCCGCUCGGCGGCGGAGCCGGGUGGUUUGCUCCCUCCCAGGAGCGCGUUGGGGACACCCCCCUCCCCGGCCCGGAGAAGGUCCUGGUGCCGGUUCUGGACGUCAGGCUCGCAGCUCUGGUGGUUUAACGGCCGAGCGCGAGGAGCACAUGCAGUGGAGGCCCAGCCGCCCCCGCCCCGCCGCCCGGAGCCUGAUCCAUGCUGCAGCCCGGCGCGCCCCGGCUCCCACGUCCCGGUGACGCCAUGCCCAUCGUCGACAAGCUGAAGGAAGCCCUGAAACCCGGCCGCAAAGACUCGGCCGACGAUGGCGAGCUGGGGAGGCUGCUGGCUGCCUCCGCCAAGAAGGUGCUGCUGCAGAAGAUCGAGUUUGAGCCGGCCAGCCGGAGCUUCUCCUACCAGCUGCAGACCCUGCGGAGCAAAUACGUGCUGCUGAGCCCCCAGCCGGGGGGCGCCGCCCGCCCCCAAGGGGAGGAGCCGCCUGCCCGGAGACAGGGCGGCCAGCGCGCGUGCGAGAGCGGCGGCGACGGCGUGCCCGCCCCGCAGAAGGUGCUCUUCCCCGGGGAGCGGCUGUCCCUGAAGUGGGAGCGCGUCUACCGCGUGGGCGCCGGGCUCCACAACCUGGGCAACACGUGCUUCCUGAACUCCACCGUGCAGUGCCUGACCUACACGCCACCCCUGGCCAACUACCUGCUCUCCCGGGAGCACACGCGCAGCUGUCCGCAGGGCAGCUUCUGCAUGCUGUGCGUCAUGCAGAACCACCUCGUGCAGGCCUUCGCCAACAGCGGCAACGCCAUCAAGCCCGUGUCCUUCAUCCGGGACCUGAGAAAGAUUGCCCGGCAUUUCCGCUUCGGGAACCAGGAGGACGCACAUGAGUUCCUGCGGUACACCAUCGACGCCAUGCAGAAGGCCUGCCUGAACGGCUACGCCAAGUUGGACCGUCAGACGCAGGCCACCACUUUGGUCCACCAGAUUUUUGGAGGCUACCUCAGGUCGCGUGUGAAGUGCUCGGUGUGCAGGAGCGUCUCGGACACCUACGACCCCUUCCUGGACAUGGCGCUGGAGAUCCGGCAGGCGGCCAACAUCGUGCGCGCGCUGGAGCUCUUCGUGAAGCCGGACGGCCUGAGCGGGGAGAACGCCUACAUGUGCGCCAGGUGCAAGAAGAAGGUGCCCGCCAGCAAGCGCUUCACCAUCCACAGGGCAUCCAACGUCCUGACGCUUUCCCUCAAGCGCUUUGCCAAUUUCAGUGGGGGCAAGAUCACCAAGGACGUGGGCUACCCUGAGUUCCUGAACAUCCGCCCGUACAUGUCGCAGAGCAGCGGCGAGCCCGUGGUGUACGGGCUGUACGCCGUGCUGGUGCACUCGGGCUACAGCUGCCACGCCGGGCACUACUACUGCUACGUGAAGGCAAGCAGCGGGCAGUGGUACCAGAUGAAUGAUUCCCUGGUCCAUUCCAGCAACAUCCAGGUGGUUCUGAACCAGCAGGCCUACGUGCUCUUCUACCUGCGGAUUCCAGGCUCCAAGAAGAGCCCCGAGGGCGCCAUCGCCAGGGCCGGCUCCGCCCCCUCCGGCCGCCCCUGCGGGGCUCUGGACCGCGGCAGGAAGAGCGUCAGCACCGGGGCCCUCUCGCCGCUGCUGCCCGGAAAGAGGCCGGAGCCCGUGGCCAUGAGGAAGCUGCAGGCCCCGGAGGAGACGGGUGUGCCCGUGUCCAGGAACGGCUUCCUGUCGGGCCUGAAGACUCAGAAUGGACACACUUCUCCCAAGCUGCCCUUGGGGUCCCCUGCCCCCCGACUCUCCAAAGCACCCACCCCCCGGCCGACCGUCCUGGAUGAGCCUGGAAAGAAAGUCAAGAAGCCGGUCCCCCCGCAGCACCUCUCCCCGCCCCUCAAGACUUCUCCGGGGCCCCACCGUGCCAGCGGCAGGGGCGCUGGCCUCCCUACCUCACCCAAGCUUGUGCCUGCAGCGACUGCCAAUGGGCACGGGCCUCCGGGCAAUGCCCCGGACAGGGCAGCCUCCAGCAGCUCCAGCCCUGAGCACUCGGGGAGCAGCGACCCCGCCCAGGGUCCCCCCACCCCCAGGAGCGGGGCCGCCCGCUUCGGUGACUCUCAGGGAAGGACCCCCACAGCCGGCUCGCCCAGGGCGCUGCUGAACGGUGAAGCCUCCACGGUGGUGAAGCCGCGGCCCCCCGCCCUGAGCAAUGUGGCCACCGAGCCCGCGAACGCCAUGUCUCCUCCGCCCGCCAAGAAGCUGGCCCUUUCAGCCAGGAAGGCCAGCCCCCUGCGGAGGGCCCCCGGCACUGACCGAGCGCCGCCCCCCCCGCCUCUCUCCGACCUCACCCACCCCCGGAAAGCCACUCACCCCGCUGCCGCCUGCGCCCGGCCUGUGGGCACCGCCAGGGCUGUGUCGCCUACUCCCGGAUCAUCUGGCCUCCCAAGGCCCCCCCACGCCGCCACCCCGCCCAGCAGCCUCCCGAACUCCACCUCCACUCCCCUGCCUCAGGUCAACGGGGGCUUUCGGCCCCCCCAACACCAGCCAGAGGCCAGCGGGCCCCUCAGCCUUUGUAAGAAGAGGAAGCGGAAGCGCUUGGGCGAGGCCCUGAGGCCAGGCUCAGAGCCGGGGGAGGCCGAGGCCCCUCCCGGAAAGAGGAGGAGGAAGAAGAGGAGGCACCCCGAGGACACGGACAUCACCCCCCUGCAGCAGGGGCAGCACUGCAGCCCCGGGCACAGACAGGAGGGCAGCGUGGAGCGGCCAGCUUCCAGCCCGGAGGCAGAGGGCGGGCAGCAGCCAGUGAACGGCCGGGGCCUGGUGAAUGGCUGGCCGGUGGGAUGCAGGACAGACAGCCCCCACGUGAGCAAGAAGAGGAGGAAGGGCGUGGAUGGCCUUGGCGGAGAAGGAGAAGCCCGCCUCCGCCAGGACCCACCUUGGCACAGGAGCUGCUCCCCCUCGGACGCUGAGCCAGAGGCCACUGCAGCGUCUCCAAGGAAAAAGAAGAAAAAGAGGAAGCCGGAGACCCUGCGGGAAGGAGAAGGGAAGGAGCACCCCGAAGGCUGGAAGGGCCCUGCCGUCAGCGGCCAGGGUGCUGGGGACCUCGCAGGGCGGGAGCCGGCGCCUCGGCUCUCCUGCACCAGGGAGCGCGGUGCCAGCGUGGUCUGGGAGCUGCUGGAGUGCGCGGCGGAUAAGGCCUACGGGAGGAAAGUUCUGACGUGGGGUGGCGAGGUGUCGGCUGUCAGCCAGGACGCCAUGCACGACAGCAGGCUGGCCCGCACCUCCUCGGUGAUCGACGACUGGGAUGAAGAGUUUGACCGCGGGAAGGAAAAGAAAAUUAAAAAGUUCAAGAGAGAAAGGAAAAGAAACUUCAAUGCCUUCCAGAAACUUCAGAACAGACGGAACUUUUGGUCUGUGACUCAUCCAGCCAAGGCCACCAGCCUCAGCUACCGCCGCUGAGCACUGUUUGCCCCACAGACACUGGGAGACGGCAUCGCCUGGGCGCUCCGUGCGGCUCCUGGCUGGGUCACCCCCGGGCCGCACCGCCAGCCUGCGCCGAGGAUGAGCGAGGCUCCAGUUCCCGGGGAUCCGGCCUCUGGUGACAAACCACACCGUGCUGGGAGGAGCAGGCGGCUGCCCGCGGGGACUGGGCGGCGCGGCUGGGCCGGCGCGGACGGAGCGGGGCGGCGCGGCAGGGCCGGGGCGGACGGAGCGGGGCUGGCGCGGACGGAGCGGGGCCGGCGUGGACGGAGCGGGGCCGGUGUGGACGGAGCAGUGCGGCGCGGACGGAGCAGGGCAGUGCGGACGGUGCGGAUGGAGCGGGGCCGGCGCGGACGGAGCGGACGGAGCGGGGCGGUGCGGACGGAGCGGGGCGGGGCCGGGCCGGGCCGGCGCGGACGGAGCGGGGCUGCCGGCUGCACUCUCCUGUGCUUGUGCACCUCGGUGACGUGGCGCUGGUUGCUCGGUGGGCCGUCCGUCACCUGCUCCGGUGGCUGCGUGGUCCGUCUGCGCCCUGCCCCGCUGCUCUUAGGGCUCUGCCUGCCUUACCGUCCACCAGAGCGCGGAGCCGAGGCGGCCCCCGGGCCUCCGUCCUCACAGGGAACCGGACGCUUGGGAGGAGGUGGCCGGGGCUUGAACUGCUGAGCCGGCCCCGCCCAUCGGGCUGCUGCUUGCUCUGAGCGCCUCUGUCCAGCGGCGUCGUGGGGUAGGUCCUCCUGUUACGGCUUCACACGCACCGUCGUCUGACCGGGCCUGGGCGCUGGCAGCAGUGUCCUCCCUCCUGCAGAUUUUGGCGUCCCUGCUCCGCGUGGGAGUGCUUCAGCCGAUGUGACCGCAGAUCACUUACCUCGAGCCGUGCCUGCACCGUGUAAAGUAGAUCACGGGAACCCUCGGUCGGUGACGUUUUCCAGAACAGUCACAGCUGACCCGGGGUAGGCGGGUCCGAGCACAUCUGACAGGCACGGCUCCUUUCUCCGGACCUGCUGCCCCGGGAUCGGACCGAGGGCUGCAUGGACCUGUCCUCACAGCCGCCCGCCCCUCCCAACGGCCUUCCCUUGCCCCCAGGCUGCCGGGAGGUGUGCGCACUUUCCCAUGGGGUCGUCUGGGCGUUCCUGCCUGUGUUCGUUUUCUCUGAAAAGCUGGGGGGAUGCCAGCAGCCACACUGGGCCGUCUGGUCCCAAAAAAGUGAGCUACUGGCCGACCCUCUGCCUUUUCGCAAGCCUGGCCUCCGCCUGUCACCUCACCUGCUCAGAGCCUGCGCUUCUCCCUUUCGCCUCCGAAGGGGAGGCGUGCCUCCGGGCGGGGCUUUCUCCUCCUGCAGUGUGUGGCCCUGCAGCGCCCUGGUGGGUAGGGGAUGCUGCAGUCUGACAGACUCAUCCCCUUCCCUCCCUGCCCUCAGGAUCAGCCCCGCCCUCCAGCCUCCUCCUGGGUCACUAGAGCCUCCUGAGGAGCUGUCACCUGUCACCCGGGGCGGGGCCGAGCAUUUGUCUCUGUCAGAGUGAGCCCUCCCUCCCACAACACCCCAGCCCCAUGCACCAAACUGGGCUGGCGGGCGGCCCAGGAAGUGAGUGGUUCCAGGUGACGUGUGCAUCUGUAAUGUGUGUAAACAAUGAGCUCUGACAGCGGCUCCGCACUCACGACCUGGGCUGAGGUGAUGUGCUCAGAGCGGAGCCCUGGGCCGGGGUCUGUGGGAGGGCCUGCCUCCGCCCCGUCCCUCCAUUGCUGCCUCUGCGUGGAGGACUGCGCCCGUUCUCAGCACUUCCCUCCAGGGGCUGUGGACCCUCGUGUUGCCAAGAUCUUGGUGCAAUAAAUUAACGAGAUUUUGUGA